Boleophthalmus pectinirostris (great blue-spotted mudskipper) is the source of this 730-nucleotide messenger RNA. RefSeq lists its product as uncharacterized. NCBI's taxonomy places the organism in Eukaryota, Metazoa, Chordata, Actinopteri, Gobiiformes, Gobiidae. Bases 18 to 725 code for a protein of 235 amino acids. The transcript is spliced from 6 exons. The record is from RefSeq and is a predicted model, not a curated record.
AACAGAUGUGAUCCACCAUGAGGCUACUACUGACUGCUGUGUCCAUCCUCAGCCUUCUGUAUGUUGGACAUACAGCCCCUACCACCAACUGUGAAAGUCUAACACAGCAGAUCAAUAUAGAAAGAGACCUGCUGUUGGGGAAAUGGAUGUAUAUAGCAGAGACCACUACCAUGCCAGGAAUAACUGAACUGACCAAGACAUUUGUGGAGAGUGUAUAUGUAAAUGUCAUUCCUUUGCCUGAUGACAGAAGUCUGGAGUUUAAACAAACUCAAAGAACCUUGGGUUCCUGCCUGACUAUUUCAUCCACAAUACGUCUUGAGAACAACACUAUGACAAUAACUAAGCCUACCAAAGCUACUGACGUUUUGCUGACAACUAGCUGUCCUGACUGCCUGGUUGUAAAGGGCAAUUUCUCAUUAGGAACAUCUUACUAUGAUACCCUUCAAUUACUGAGCAGAAGACGAACGCUGAGUACUGCUGAACUGGAUGAGUUUAAGAGACAGGCAGAAUGUCUCUCACUGAAAGAACCAGCUAUCAUGGACCCACAGAAAGAGCUCUGCGCAGAGAAAACGCUGACAGACAGCACUGACCUCACUGCUAUGAUGAACUCAGAGGUGGGCUCUCAGCUCUUGGGGGUCCUCGACUCCAUCAUCAACAGCCAGGGUGGUCUUACAGGCUUCAUGAACAACAUCUUUGAGAACCUGCCAAUGCCAAAUGGGGAUUGAGAGGA